AUGUCGUUGAGGAGCUUAAAAGAGAAUCUGAAGAGACAAUCUUCUUCAUCAUCCACCGCCUCCUUGCGAUUCUCAUCAGAAUCUCAGAAUUCCAUCUCGUCGUCGCUGCAGGAGGUGGUUGCCCCGCCGAGGAAACCCCCCAAGUCCUCGCUCUCCCAGCAGCUCCAGCGGUGCAGCGGCUCCCUCGAUUUCUCUUUCAGCCCCCUUCCUCCUCGUCCCCCUCCCGUCCCUCGUCGGACGCCCGUUGGAGAUGGACACUCUACGACUGGUGAGGAGAAGAAGAUUUCAAGUGGGCAGGGUGCUGAACGACAUGUUGCCCUCAGCGACGAAGAAGGCGAUGAAGAAGAUCAAGAUGAAGUACGAGGUGUCCUCUCCCGACCAGCCUCAUCGGACUUCUUCUCCAGCGCCGUCAGAGGGCCCUUUGAGCCAUUUAUCCUCUCUUCUCCCGGUGAAUCUCCUAUCAUUCAGGUACUUUUGCUCCUUAUCUCUCCUUGUCCCUUAGAGCAUUCUUGGGAGCUUUACCAAAAUAAGUAAGGCUUUGCUAGGGUUCUGGGUUUUUACCGUAGUCUGAUUUAUUUCUUCUAGUAGUGUUUGGUCUUCACCGAAUAGUUAUAGUCAAGAGUUACUGUCUGCGAUUUGAUCAACCCUCUAUAGGGGAAAAGGAAAUAUCGAUGUGCAGAACUAGCUUUUUCAUGAUGAAACUACGCAAUUCCUUGACUGGGUAUUGUUCAAUGAUCUAAUGAGGCAUUCAUGAACUAGGCAUUAUGGGGACGAGGAAACAUGACAUCAGUAAUAGCUGGCUAGAUCCAAUCAGCAGGUAUGAGAAAUGGCGGGAAGGUACGUAGCCAAGAGGGAAGAGACAGAAGGGCCACUACGUCAAUGCCUAUAGAAAAGGGGUCAGGGAUGGUGUGUUGGGGAGAUAGGUGAGAGAUUAUGUCAGAUAUAUCUGAUCGUGCUUUCAUGCGUGAUGCAUGAAAGGUAGAUAUAGCUGAACAACCAGGGAAAGGGAAUAAUUAGUAUCGAAAUAAGUUGAAUGUUUGUAACUUGCAUUGCAUAUGAGUCAUAUUUCAUACUUUGUUGAAUAAGUAUAGGAUAAGAAAAGAGAAAUCUUCAGAGCAUUAUUUUCCUUACUAAGAUGUCCAUUUUGCCACUUGAUCAUUUCUCUAGACCAUGAUGGAGUGAGUUAGGAUGUUUAUAAUGAUUUUCACAUAAAAAAAUUCUUUAUUAAAAGUGAUGAACUUCUUUAUAGGUUCCUGCAUCAAUCAAUUGUAGGCUUCUAGAGCAUCAAAGGGAAGGAGUGAGAUUUUUGUACAUGUUGUACAAGAAGAAUCAUGGUGGUGUACUCGGGGAUGACAUGUAAGUUUUUUUUACUGCUUCUAGCUCAUUUGAUUUUUUUUUGAGUAAUUCUCAUGGUGUAAAGUUGGGAGUUGUUACAGGGCUAGUGUCAAUAUAAACCGAGGGUUUUCAUCUGUAAGGUUGCAUAGGCACCAGUUAGGCGCUGCUCAAAUGUUCGCACUUUUAAUUUUUUUUUUUCAUAUCAAUUUUUUUCCUUUUGAAUCAGGGGUCUGGGGAAGACCAUUCAGACCAUUGCUUUCUUGGUUGCUGUGGCUGGCAAAGGCUCCGAAUAUCAGGAUGCCCAGGUGAGCAAAAGAGAACAUAUGACAAGGAUAGGUCCAGUGCUGAUAGUCUGCCCAACUUCUGUCAUAUGCAACUGGGAAAAUGAGUUCCAAGAAUGGAGUGAUUUCAGUGUUGCCAUCUAUCAUGGACCAAAUCGUGAUUUGAUCCUUGACAGGCUAGAAGUUCGAGGUGUUGACGCCCUCAUAACCAGCUUUGACACAUUCAGAAUUCAUGGCAAGAUCCUAUCUGAGGUCAGGUGGGAAAUUGUAGUUGUUGAUGAGGCUCAUCGCUUGAAGAAUGAAAAAUCCCAGCUGUACAAAGCGUGCUUGGAAAUCAAGACAAGGAGGCGUUUUGGGCUUACUGGAACCAUAAUGCAGAAUAAAAUAAUGGAAGUAUUUAAUUUAUUUGACUGGGUUUUGCCUGGAUCCCUUGGAACCAGGGAACAUUUCCGAGAUUUCUAUGAUGAACCCUUGAAGCAUGGCCAGAGGGUAAGUGCUCCUGAAAGAUUUGUCCAAAUUGCUGAGGAGAGGAGGCAGCAGCUUGCCUCAGUUCUACACAAGUAUCUCUUGAGGAGGACCAAAGAGGAGACCAUCGGCCAUCUUAUGUUGGGAAAGGAAGAUAACAUUGUUUUUUGUGCUAUGAGCGAGCUGCAAAAGCGUGUCUACAGAAGGAUGUUGGCGCAGCCAGAGAUUCAAUGUCUCAUAAAUAAGGAUCUUCCUUGUAGUUGUGGAAACCCUCUUACUCAGGUUGAGUGUUGCCAUCGGAUAAUUCCCACUGGAAUCAUUUGGUCUUAUCUUCACAAGGACAACCCAGAAGGUUGUGACUCCUGCCCAUUCUGCGUGGUUCUUCCCUGCCUUGUGAAGCUGCAGCAGGUGACUCGGCUUUUCAUUUUAUGUUUUGUCACUAGUCUUUAAACCUCAAGUUAUUAGUAUGAUUUUUCCAGAUAAGCAAUCACCUGGAACUGAUCAAGCCCAAUCCUAGGGAUGAAAUAGAGAAACAGAAGAAGGACGCUGAGUUUGCAUCUGCGGUGUUUGGUGUGGACAUUGACUUGGUGGGUGGCAGUACCCAGACUGAAAGCUUUAUGGGUCUUAGUGAUGUAGAACAUUGUGGAAAAAUGCGAGCUUUAGAAAAGCUUUUAUCAUCGUGGAUCUCAUAUGGCGAUAAAGUUCUCUUGUUCAGCUACUCUGUCAGGUGAUCAUUAAUUUCUGUCACUUAUGAAAUCCAUUUGUGGCUUUUUCCCGAUUAACCUGUAAUUGUUUUAUGUUCGGUUGUAUUAAUCCCCAAUAAUUCCGUUUAAUUUAUUUAAAAAUUACAGUUCUUGAUCAAACCCUGAGUUUGACAUGUACAUAAUCUAUCUUAUAGUAUCAUUUAUUUAUUUAUUUAUUUUUAAUCUGUUGAGAAUGCCUUAUAUAUGUGUAUUCCGUUCAUCAUCUGAUAGUAUUAUAUCAGAGUAAGUUUUCAUUAAUAAAAGGCCUUGUGAUAUACUUUAUAUAUUUUAACCGUCUGGAUGAUAUCCACGUUUUUCUGUCGUUCUUGUUGUGUGCCUAGUUCCAUGGAUUAGAGGUGGAACCAGAAAAACGUAAUCACAAAAUGGAAGAAAUUUAAAACCCAAAAGGAUUUUUCCCCUCUGAAAAAAAAACCCACAGACCUGAUUGAUAUGGCGUCAUGUCAGAUGAUUUAACAGAGGGCGGCUGCCAUCAGCUUGUGGCGUAACGAUAAAAGAAUCUUUCUCUAUGUUGUGUCUAUAUCCAGGGAAAAAAUAAACAGUUCUGUUUUUUUUUAUGCAUAUUCUGAUGAGAUUUGGUUUCUUUUCUGCUCUAAACAGGAUGCUGGAUAUAUUGGAAAAGUUUCUCAUCCGGAAAGGCUACUGCUUCUCCAGACUUGAUGGCACAAUUCCGAUGAGCUUACGCCAGUCUCUAGUUGAUGAUUUCAACAGGAGCCCUAGUAGACAGGUGAUUGAUAUUCUUGAAUGUAAUACCUGUAUCAUCUAUUUUAUUGGCGUCAACAGAUCGUUUGCCCUAGUAUAUAUAUGACCAAUACAAGUAGAUCAUAUAAUGUGCAUACGAUCUUCUCAUGCAGGUGUUUCUGAUUUCAACAAGGGCUGGUGGAUUGGGUCUGAAUCUCGUCAGUGCCAACCGGGUUGUGAUCUUUGACCCCAAUUGGAACCCAUCUCAAGACUUGCAAGCGCAGGACCGGUCCUUCCGCUAUGGUCAGAAACGUCAUGUUGUGGUGUUUCGGUUCCUUGCAGCUGGUUCGAUUGAGGAGCUCGUAUAUACUCGGCAGGUCUACAAGCAGCAGCUCUCCAACAUUGCUGUUUCGGGGAAGAUGGAGAGGCGCUACUUUGAAGGAGUCCAGGUGUGAUGCACAUCUUAACUAGCAGCCCUUCAGUUCUACCCCUCUCUGUUUUUUUUUCCUUUUUUGGAAAAUUUUGGAUUGUUGACGGGAUCAAGUUAUCUACAGGACUGUAAAGAAUUCAAGGGCGAACUAUUUGGAAUCUGCAAUCUUUUUCGAGAUCUAUCUGAUAAGCUGUUUACUAGUGAGAUCAUUGAAUCGCAUGGGGAUCAACAGAAAAGUAGUAAAAAAUCUUACUGCAUUGAGGAAAAAUGUGGGGAAGAUCAUGCCGUUCUAGAGAAGCAGAUUCUUAGUCUUCCUUCCAUGAAAGGAACAGAGAAGGGAGUUCCAGCUCAAAGGAACCUUGAUCUCCACCUGUUGGAUGUGAGAAAAGUUGGAGGCCUGCAUGAUUUGGGUAAGUAUUGUUGACUUUGUUCCUUUAUAUUUAGUUCCAAUUUUUCUUCUGCAUGGAUUCUGGUUUGUAUCUCAACCAACCUUCAUGAAUCAAGUGCGGGCAUUCUCAAAGUCAGACUUAGCUCCAAAUGCAUCUCAAAGUUCAUUGCGAGAGUUGAUGUUCAUUAGAGAAAACAUCCCCACCGUUGACCAAUGAAGGUGUGGAGAGUGGCCUCAUGAGCUUGCCUUCUGAUUCAUCUCGAAGGUCAAAGUUACAAGGAUAUUACAGUAAAAAUCUCAAGUCACUGAAAAAAUUAUAGAAAGUCACAUCAUAAACAUCCCCACCCGUUGACCAAGGAAGGUAUGGAGAGUGGCCUCAUGACCUCGCCUUCUGAUUUAUCUAGAAGGUCAAAGUUAGAAGGAUAUCAUAGUAAAAAUCCCAACUCAUUGAAAAAAAUAUAGGAAGUGUAAUCAUGAACAUGGCUUCUGAUGGUGGCCCUUGAAGGCCAAGAAAAGUAGGACAUUAGAGGAAACAUUCCACUUCAUACAACAAGGUCAGGAGCAUGACCUCAAAGGUCAAAAUUAGCAUAUAUGACUAUUACAGUAAAGAUCCCAACUCAUUGACUAAAGUCUGGAGAGGACAUCGCGAAAUUAGCUUCUAAUUAGGUUUUUAUGUCAAAAUUAGUAGAAUAUUUAGAGGAAACACCCCCUCCCUCCUAAAUUCAUUGGACAGUUCAUUAAUUUCAGUAGGAUAUAUUUACUUUGAUCUAUGUGAUGUGGAUCAUGUCAUUAUAGCUUGGAUACCAUUUGGCCCAUCACCUUCAUCUGCCAUGGGUUUGUCUGGAAAGGUUUUUGAGGAUGGCUCAAGAGUAGCUGACCUAGAAAGCUUUCUUAGGCGAAGGACUGAAUGAAGAUCUUGAAUGAGCUCAACAUGAUGCCAUAAAAAGUAUAUUUAUAUUUAGGUGAAAGUAGAAGCCAUGCAUUCGAUCAUCUGCUCUGGGAAUCUUCACCUCACUCCUCUAUUCAAUAAAUUUAUCAAACUGUUUAUUCCAUUUUUGGGGGUAAUUUAGGCAAUUGAAGGCUUGGAUUCUCAUCCUUGUUCUACUCAAAUCCACAAAUUAGAAGUAAAAACAGAGAAAAAAAGAAAAAAAAGGAAAACUGGGUGAAUAGAUUUUGAUGGUACAAACCCCCCUAGAGAGAGAAAUUAUGAAUAAAUUUGAUGAGACCUCCCCCCCUAUCACAUCUAUCUGCUCUGGACUACUCUAUUCAAUAAAUUUAUCAGAACGUUUAUUCCAUUUUUGGGGGUAAUUCAGGCUACUGAAGGCUUUGAUUCUCAUCUUUGUUCUACCCAAAUCGACAAUUAGAAGUUAAAAAAAAAGGAUGAAUAGAUUUUGAAGGUACAAACCCCCCUAGAGAGAGAAAUUAUGAAUAAAUUUGAUGAGACUACUCCCCCCUCCCACAUCUAUCAUACAUCUAGGAGGCUUUCUACUUUUGUCUGAGCCAGCCAUAUUUGGUCAACUCUUUCCUUAGUUAGAACAUUCUUUGACUGAACCCAUUAAACGGUGGACUCCCAUUUCAUUCAUGCUCACCUCCUCUUACAGGGAUUGUUUAUGCCCACCGGAACGAGGACAUUGUGAAUGCAGGGCCGGGUGAAGGCCCUGCGAGCUCGGAGGCCAAGAUCUCAGAUGGAAAUCAGAUGGAAGGAGGCGCUUUCUGGAGACAGAAGGCUUCUAGAGAGAGAAACAGCAAGAGGGCCGAGUACGAACUCAUUGCGGAGGGGAGGGGGAUGGGGGUGAUGGAAUUCAGCAGGUGGGUGCUGGCGGCCUCGCCCUCUGAUCGCCAGGGGGUCCUUGCAGAGUACUACAAGAGGAGGAAGCGGAAGAAGACGAAGGGGACCUUGGAAUAA
This is a messenger RNA of Spirodela intermedia, 6247 nucleotides long. The record is from the annotation of a GenBank genome assembly. NCBI's taxonomy places the organism in Eukaryota, Viridiplantae, Streptophyta, Magnoliopsida, Alismatales, Araceae.